This is a messenger RNA of Triticum urartu, 1468 nucleotides long. The record is from RefSeq and is a predicted model, not a curated record. Lineage: Eukaryota; Viridiplantae; Streptophyta; Magnoliopsida; Poales; Poaceae.
UAGGUGCCGAAACUCGGAUUUGGAUGACGAUCGCCUUCCUUUUCCGCCUUCCUCAUCACCCAUCCAGUCUGACCACCAGGGGGGUUGAGAAGAAUUCUGGCGUUCCGCCCACGGAAACCUUUGGUGCCAUGAUGAUGCAUAUCCCGCAAUUCUCGCUCUGCCCAUUUCCACCGCCGUUAUCCAUCCAGCCCAUCGCCCCCUGCCUCCUCGCGAUCUUCUUGCACAUAUAAGCAGGACCAAACCAAGAUGGCCUGCUCCUCUUCCACCUGUGGCGAUACCACACUGCAUGCGCAUUUUGUUGCCUGCUUGGUUCAUGUGUUGUCAGGCCUAGGCUUCAUGGGCGAGCUCCGUGUAGGCGGACGGCGUAGAGAAGGUGAAGACGCCGCCGGGGACGACUCGUUCUCCGAGUCGAUGGCGGCCAGCUUGGAUUCCGGCGCGUCCAGCGGAUCGCUGUGCUCGUCGAUCAUGUCGAGCCUGACAGACGACGACGCGGAGUCCUCCCCGGUGGCGGGUGAUCCUACGCCGUCGCCAUCGCCGUCGGACGCGAUGCGGCUGGACGGGGACGGCGGCGGGCCUCUCUACGAGCUGGCGCCGCUGCUGGCGCACCUUCCCGUCAGGGCUGUCCAAGUACUACAAAGGGAAGUCCCAGUCCUUCACAUCUCUGUCCGACGUCAAAUGCUUGCAAGAUCUCGCAAAGAAGACCACCGCCCACAUCGGCAGGAAGGCGAGCCGCUCGUCGACUUCACCGCUUCACGUUCAAGGGCCUCGCAGCAAGACGAUAGGGAAGAAGAAGAAGGCACCGCCCAGGGGUUCAUCUGGCCGGCUGCCGUCAAGAGCAGCAUGGAGCAGGGGCCUUUCGCACAGAAGCGGUAAACCACCUGCAUACGAGAGCAAGAAAGAGCUGUGCAGCAGAGAUUGCAGCUAGCUAAAGGCAAUGCAAAGUUUUGCAAAAUGGGGUGAGAUAAGAUUUACCAGAGACAGAAAGAAUACCCCUUCCAUGUCUUCGUUUGCCACUAGAGAUCUCUGCAACAACUGAAGCUCCUGGGAGCAAGUUUUGCUUCUGUUUUCAUCUGUGACCAAUGUUAUAAAACUGUAUGCUCUGUCUGAUGAUGCCAAGAACAAUUGGCUAAGAUUGAACUGACAACACAAAUCCAUUAUUUAUUUUUGUAUAAUAAACAGAGGUUGAUGUGAACCAGCACAAUGCAUAUUCAGACAUUUGGAUGGCUAGCAAUGUCUAAAUACACAAUGUUUGGCACUUUCAGUUAGCAGUAAUCAACAGAGCUUAAUGUACUCCAGCACUGUGUGCUGUUUAUAUUUAAAUGAAAUCACAUCUGUAGAACUCAGUACAACUUGUGGUGCAAUUUUCAAAUUUGUAUCACCAAUCCUCUCACAUACAACACAUAAGCCAUGCACUUCUGAGCAAUAUAUAUCCAUAGACAUCAGUGGAAAAUUCGCUGGUACCCAACCC